CGAAACUGUCAGCGCAAGCGAAAGGAAUUGUGUUGAUUGUUGCAGAAAGAAAUACUCUCGAAAGUUUGACAAUUUACUUUAGACUAUCGGGUGAGUAAUAAAUAACCGUUAACUAUGCAUAAUAUGUUCUAAAGCUCGAUAAAGUUUUGCUUGUAAACUAUUCGCUUCGACGCAAAAGCAGACGGAUUCGAAAAUACGUCUGUUCCCGGCGCAAGGCGCGCACGAAUCCCAAAUGCGCAGUUGUUCAAACUCAAAGCGAACGAGAUUUCGGGAUCACUUGAUUGAUCUAGAUCUGAGCUGUGAUUUCUUGACUUCUGCCCAUUUCAACAUUGAUUUCAAGCUUUCCUGAAGAUAUCAGUAAUUCACUGUAGUUUUGGUCAUUUUUUCAAUGUUUACUCAAUUAUUGGAGCAAUUUAAAUUGAUUAUUGUAGUAUUGUAGUAUAAUUGUUAGAACUAUCGUCUCGGAAAUAUCAACGCAAAAAUGAAUCAAUUUUAAGCUAUUUGCCAGAACAUUUAUGAUUUAUGAUUUCGAAAUCAUCUUGGUGAUUCAAUAGUUGACCAUAGUUGAUUUCUGGUUUAUACUGAUAAAUUGAUUUCGGAGUCGAGUGCCAAGAUUCUGCUGUGACGCAUUAUAUAUAUAUACGCACUUCUCGCCCAAAUUUGUAUUCUCGUGGUUGUCAGUGCUCUCAAGUCUAUCAUGCAUCGUGUAUUUCUAGGUUGCCAUGGAUGUUCAAUUUUUGCUUCGGAUUUCGUGUUUUCUACUGAUAGGUGUAACACUGGGUGAGGCGUAUUUCAUCGUCCGAGACGGUAAGUCACAAUGUUCAUUGCAUAGGUAGCCCAGACACACUGUGCGAUUUAAAUUUAACGAUUUCAAAAUAAUAAUGUUAACGAUCAGCUCAAAAAUAUUCCGAAUUUUUACACUAAAAUGUAUCACUAAUCAAUGCUUAUCGUUGAAGGAAAUAUACUUAGGUACAUAGCAUGCAUCAGCAAAAAUAAAUAGUUUAUACCUUUAGUAGAAGCACUUGAAAUCUAGCUUUAAAAUCAUGACAUUAUUUUAAAGCUGGAUUUCAAGUGUGUCUACUAAAGGUAUAAACUAUUUAUGUUGAUGCAUGCGCAUGCUAUGUACCUAAGUAUAUUUCCUUCAACGAUAAGCAUUGAUUAGUGAUACAUUUUAGUGUAAAAAUUCGGAAUAUUUUUGAGCUGAUCGUUAAAGGUGAUCUACAGUCCGUAUGUAAACAAAGCCUUUGUUUACAUUUUUGUGUCCAAAAUAUUGAGCUUUAUUCGACAACUAUUUAUAUUUUCAAGCUUCUAGAUUAUAAUAAAUGAUCAAGAAACAACAAUCAGGCUUUUCAAGAACUCAAAACAUAGUUAAACUGUUUGUAUCAUAAAAAGUGGGCUCAUUUGUGCACAUGCGCAGAUCGGACUGUAGAUCACCUUUAACAUUAUUAUUUUGAAAUCGAUACCGCAGGGGGUAAUUAAGUAUGCCAAGCAUUUAAAUUUAAAUCGCACAGUGUGUCUGGGCUACCUAUGGUUCAUUGGCGCCAACUAACAAUGGGGGGAGGGGGAGAAAAGUGGAGCUGUUUGGAUAUGGACCGAAUUCAGUGAAUUAUCUGAUCAUUAAAACCAAAUGCGAAUUAAGUUAAACUGAAUACUUCAAACGUCAGGUGAAUAUAGAUAUCUUGAGGAGAAUACAAGACCAGUCCAAUACAAAGAAAAUAUAGAAGACCAGUCCUGUACAACGACCAUUUUGAUUUUCAUCACUUCAUUCACUUGAUUUUCCUAACAGCUUGAAUUGUAUCUAAUUUCAGGCCCACAGGAUGCGAAGCCGAAGAAACCCAUUAUUUUUGUUAUUGGUGCGGACGGCCUUGUGGGCAGAACAGCGGUAUCAGCAUUAUCCUCGAUGCAUGGGAAAAGCGUUGAAAUUCGAGCUGGCGUGCGCAAUCCCGCCAAAGCCAAGAGAUUAGAAUCACUGACAGGUGUCACCGUUGUCCAAGCAGAAUUGGGAAAGAAAGCGAGAUUGAGGAAAUUGUUUGAAGAUGUCAAUGCAGUUUAUAUCAUCAGUUCCGGCAACGACGUUGAAGAUCGAGCUCAAUGCGCGAUCGAUACAGCUACAGCAGCUAAGGACGCAGGUGUCGAAUACAUAUUACUAUAUAGCCUCGCAGUAGCAGAGCGACCCGAUACAAUUUUUGGAAAACAGCAUAAGCAAAUAGAAACGGCUGUGUCAAAGCUUGGUGUUCCAUAUACAAUCCUGCGCCUACCGCUGUUAGUAGAUAACCUUUUGGCGCAUCGGACUUCGAUAAAAAAUAUGUCCACGAUUUACUGGCCAGCACGCCCUAACGCGUCAUUCACACCGGUGGUUACAAAAGAUGCUUCCAUCGCCGCAUCCUUCAUCCUCGCUUCACCAAAGAAACACGUAGGAAAAAUAUACACGAUCGUUAGUGACCGUGUUACCUACAGCGAAAUAGCCGACGCGUUUACCAAAGCACUUGGCCGACAUGUCGGAUACGUUCGCAUAUCUUACAAAGACGCAAAGGCCUUUCUGCAGAAACACAGAUUCUCCAAAAUCAGAGCAGAAGCGAUCAUGGAAAUGUAUCGCCUUGUCGAUGCUGGUAGUUGCGUUACGAAUCGAAAAAGUCUCAACGAUUUUUCGAAUAUAACCGGUCAAAAACCAACCAAGGUCCGCUCUUGGAUAAACAAACAUACAUUCCUGUUCAAAUAACGUGGAAGUAAUGCGAAGUAUUCCUUUCAUUUGACAAUAUGUUAAUCGAUUAUACACUUUAUAUUGCAAUAAUAAAUUUCAUAUAAGUUCUUUGUAUGUUUGCAUGGCGAUAAAAUAUAAUAGUUUUGUUUGUGGAAACACCACGUAAAUUUAUUACUGCAAAGCUUUCGAUCCGUAAGCCCGGAUCUUCAUCAGUGCUAAUAAUAAGAUUAUAGCACAUUAUUAGCACUGGUGAAGAUCCGGGCUUACGGAUCGAAAGCUUUGCAGUAAUAAUUAUAUUUACGUGAUGUUUCCACAAACAAAACUAUUAAUAAAUUUCAUGUUUCAUUUUUAAAUUUUCAACUGAAAUCUUUUGACUAUUAAAUGCAUUCCAUAUUACCAAAUUUAUGUUUGUAUAUCACCAUAAUUUGCAACCACCCUUUUUUUAUCAUGUGUAGCCUUUCUUAUGUUUUUCUUAUCAUGUGUAAUUAUAAUAUAGCCCCAGACCCAUAUAUAUUAUAAAUAUAGCCACAAACGUACGCCGAAAAACAGGCCACAACCUGAGCAUUUUUUCAAUUGAUUCAUAUUCAUGAACUUUUAGGAUAAUUAGCAAGACUAUUGUCUUUUAUUUUUUAAUGUUUAUAUAACAUUUUCAAAGUAUAUUCUCUACCUAAAUAAUUCAGGGUGCUCCCCAGGAACAUUUUCAGUCUCUUGCAUUCCAGGAGAAUAUCUAACUAUGAUUUCUAGGGAAAAGCCAUAAGUUUUACUUUAUUAUAUAGUAGCGAGU
Messenger RNA from Paramuricea clavata, 3485 nucleotides. The record is from the annotation of a GenBank genome assembly. NCBI's taxonomy places the organism in Eukaryota, Metazoa, Cnidaria, Anthozoa, Malacalcyonacea, Plexauridae.